ACGCUGGCUCGCUCCCUGCCUGGGAACAUGGCCGAAGUCGGGGAGGACAGCAGCGGGGCGCGGGCUCUGCUGGCGCUGCGCUCGGCGCCCUGCAGCCCCGCCGCCGCGCCCCCUCCCGGGCCGCCGCCCCCGGCCGCGCCGCCCGCCCCCGGCCCGGUGCUGGCUCGGCUGCAGGGCCGCGAGUUCGAGUUCCUCAUGCGGCAGCCGGCCGUCACCAUAGGCCGCAACUCCUCGCAGGGCUCGGUGGACGUCAACAUGGGCCACUCCAGCUUCAUCUCCCGGCGGCACCUGCAGCUCAGCUUCCAGGAGCCGCACUUCUACCUGCGCUGCCUCGGCAAGAACGGAGUCUUCGUGGACGGCGCCUUCCAGCGCCGCGGCGGCCCGGCCCUGCAGCUCCCGCCGCAGUGUACUUUCCGAUUCCCUAGCACGGUUAUAAAGAUCCAGUUCACAUCUUUAUACCACAAAGAAGAAGUAAAAGAGGAAGCUUCGUCGCCUCCCCUUCGGCCUCUUUACCCUCAAAUUUCUCCUCUGAAGAUCCACAUCCCGGAGCCGGAUCUCCGCAGUGUGGUCAGCCCCCUCCCGUCCCCCACUGGCACAAUCAGUGUACCCAACUCUUGCCCGGCCAGUCCACGCGGUGCUGGAUCCUCAGGAUAUCGUUUUGUUCACAACAUUACCUCGGAUCUGCAGCUGGCAGCAGAGUAUGCGGCAAAAGCAGCAUCAGAACAGCAGGCAGAUGCAUCUGGCGGGGACAGCCCAAAGGAUGAGUCCAAGCCACCCUACUCUUACGCUCAGCUAAUUGUGCAGGCUAUAUCUUCAGCACCAGACAGGCAAUUAACACUAAGUGGAAUCUAUGCCCACAUUACCAAGCAUUAUCCAUACUACAGGACUGCUGACAAAGGCUGGCAGAAUUCCAUUCGGCACAACCUCUCCUUGAACCGUUACUUUAUUAAAGUCCCACGCUCCCAGGAGGAACCUGGAAAGGGCUCCUUUUGGCGCAUUGACCCUGCCUCUGAAGCUAAACUAGUAGAGCAAGCAUUUAGAAAACGAAGGCAAAGAGGAGUGUCCUGCUUCCGAACACCUUUUGGGCCUCUCUCCUCCAGGAGUGCUCCAGCCUCCCCUACUCACCCUGGCCUGCUGUCCCCUCACUCUAGUGGCCUACAGACUCCAGAGUGCCUGUCAAGGGAAGGCUCACCCAUUCCACAUGAUCACGACUUUGGGUCAAAAUUAGCCUCAGUUCCGGAGUAUCGGUAUUCACAGAGUGCACCUGGAUCUCCAGUCAGUGCCCAGCCAGUGAUUAUGGCUGUUCCUCCUCCUCGGCCAUCUACUCUGGUGGCAAAACCAGUUGCAUACAUGCCAGCAUCAAUAGUGACUUCUCAACAGCCUUCAUGUCAUGCAAUUCAUGUCGUUCAACAAGCUCCCACUGUUACAAUGGUCCGAGUUGUGACCUCCUCUGCAAACUCUGCAAAUGGAUACAUCCUCACAAAUCAGGGCACGGCAGGAGGAGCUCAUGAAGCUGCAGGAGCAGUGUUGGACUUAGCUGGUGACCACCGAGCAGGUAUGGAUGAAAAGCCAACGAUCGCGUUUGCCACAAUACCCACCGCCAGCCGUGUUAUUCAGACAGUUGCCAGUCAAAUGGCACAGGGUGUUCCAGGACAGACAGUCACGAUCCUUCAGCAGGCAGCUCCAGUGACCAUUGGACAGCAUCAGCUCCCCGUGCGGGCAGUCACCCAGAACGGCAAACAUGCUGUCCCCACCAACAGCAUCACCGGCAGUGCUUAUGCUCUUACAAAUCCUUUGCAGCUUCUCGCAGCCCAGGCCAGCUCGUCCACUCCUGUUGUAGUCAGCCGGGUAUGCGAGACAGGGACUGAAGAGACAGCAGCAGCCUCUUCCAGUGAACCUGAAGUCAAAAGACCCCGGAUAGAAGAUCCCAGUGGAGCAGUCCAGGCCCAAACUGGAGUCAUCACAUCUACAGUGCCACAAGGACAGGCAACCAGUGAAUGAAGAACCGGUGGGAGGAGCUGGAGUGGUGUGGGGUGGGCAUGGGAUGGCAGCAGCCCCUAAAGCAGCUUUCAAAGAAAACAAACCACAACUGUAACAGCUCUAAACAUAGCAAAUAAAGAGCUCUUUUUAAAGUCAGAUUUUUUUAAAAUGGGAGGUCAGCAGCUGUUAGAAUCACAAGGUGCCAAAAAGACAAGAAUGGAAAACUCCUCCCAAGCACCCGUACCUGGAACUCUGUUCUGUCUUUACCUAUGGGAUAUUUUUUCCUUUUUUUUUUUUCUUCUUUGUUUUUUAAAGAUUCAGAAAAAAUACAGACAACUGAUUGUAUGACUGCUGGGAUUUUUUUUUAACUGUAUUUUCCCCUUUUGGCUCCAAGGGGAUGGGAUUUGCAGUUCAGCAUCUAAAGGAAUGUAACGCAAAUACAUUCUGCUCCCUGGAAAGAAAACUCCUCAUUUUCUAUGCCUUAAUACUGCGCUUCUCAGAGCUUUUGAAAUGUAGGACCAUUUUUAAAAGGCCAGCUAAGGCAGUCAAAUACUGAAAAAUGGGUGCAGUAUCUCACAACAACAGCAUUAAAGAAACAUGGUACCAAGCUUAAAGAAAAAGGCAGAUUAAUUUUUUUUUUCUAAAACAGAAAAAAAAAUCUGAGUAUUAAUGAAUGUUUAUUUAUGAGGAGAUUCAGGAGGAAGAGUUGCAGAGCUCAACCUCCUGGAUUUCCAGAUGCAAUUUCUCUCCAUUCCCUCUGAGGGAGAAUGAGAUGACGGAGGAACUGUGUUAAUUUGGUUCCUGUAAAGAUAUUAAAGGGUUUUGUACCUUCAGUGACUUCUUACAGUUAUUCAUCACUUGCUUUGGACAACAUCCCAACUAUCUCAAUGUCUGAGGAUUAUGUGGGUAAGGGUGUUUCAGAGGUUGUAUGUGUUUUUGAUAUUAUUUUGUGAUCACAUACUGUGCUCUCUGGCACCAGGGUCUGUUCAGAUUAGCACUGCAGAUCAAAGGUAUCGAAGCCACUGUUCCCAUAAACCUAAGAAAAUGUUACCUGGUCCUCUGCACUGAAGUGGUUUGCCUUCACCUUGACUGGUAGUGUCAUCCUCAACUAGAUGGAUGCUGUUCAGGAUGCCAGAGCUGGGUAGAAAUCUGUCUCCAACCCUCUCCUGUGGGUGGAAGAGGCUGAUAGCAAUGCUCCUUUGUUAUUUUUCUGAGAGAAAGGUUAAGGGCAGGGGUGAGAGGCACCAGAGCUCAUACAGUAUUUGGUAGAAAUUCUGUGUGUAGAGACCAAGGCAAAAGAGACCUUUUAUUUUCCAUGUUUAAGAGUCAUUGGAGGUAUUAAACAGGUUUUCCAAAAGGAAUUCAGAGGCUUCCUUUCAUUCUUCAGCUCCCUCUCCUGUCUGCCCUACCUUUAAGACAGUUUGAGUUGGCCAGUAGAAGGAGGAAUUGUUUAAGCUGUAUUCCAGGCUCUUCAUGUAGUACAUCUUACAAGCAAAGCAGACUUGAGUGGAGAAGUGGGUGUGUGUGGAACCUGUGAGUGGCAAAGGAAUCAGCUUCUGCAUAGCUCCAGCUGACCUUUUGGCUUUCCACUUGUGUGUGAUCCCCUUGGUUAAUUUGUCUUCUGGCAACACAGCAGAGACUCUAUAACUUAGAAAAUGCUGUGGCUUUAUUAACGGCAAAAGUGACUUAACAGGGAUGGGGAUAUGGCUUUUGGUAGGUUAAACCACAGCAAUUUAUGUCAUAGGAAAAUUGAAGAGGGGGAGAAAAUCCAUGCAGUAGCAGCUAGCAUCACUUGUUCCCUUCUAGGUUUCCUUUCUGUUUGCCAAAUCCUAUUCAAUAGCUCUUUCCCACCAUUUGAAUAAAACCCAAGUGCAUUUUAUUCUCAAGCCAACUGUUUUGUGAGAAAUAUUUCUGAAAGUAAGAAAGAAUGUUGUGGUCUCAUGAUUUGUGGUCACAGUGUACAGUCAUGGGCCCGCAAAAGUAUUUGGGACAGUUCAUUUAUCUACAGCUAGGCCUUCAUAAUUUGUGUGCCUUCGGUGCCAAGUUAUUAGGCUGUGUUUUAGUACUUGGAAAUUAUUCUUGUGGAGGAUUGUUCCAGCCCACAAAGUAAUUGAAGCAGGCCAACCUCUAGCUGUUAUGCUUCCUGUCAGGAGGACUAGGUGCAGCAGAGUGGAAAAGCAGACACGUCAGCUCUGUGUUCUCUGUAGCCUUUUCAAGGCAGAAUUCAAUAAAACGGGCUUCAAGGAAGAAGGUACAAGGGAGAGUGCAGCAUAGUUCGUCCGUGAUUAAUCAUUACAUUCAGAUGAAUGCUGUUUAGAUCCAGGCACACCUCUGAAACAGCCCUGAGGCUAGAGAGCUUUCCUGAAGCAGUCUUUGAUUUUCCAGCACGUUAGGUGAGUCAGCUCAAGAUGAGAAGUCAGCGGAGUGCUGUCUGAAGCUGCCAAAUUUCUGUGGCAAAAUUUUUCUUUAUUACUGCUUUCCUUUUAGACGUUCUAAGUCACUGGGACUGAAACCUCUCUAUGCUAGUCCAGCACCGUAGCAAUACAUCGGCUGAAUCGUGGUGUUCUCAUAAACCUGCUGCUGCUUUAGUGAUACCUUGUAUGUCUUUGGUUUUGCUGCAUCUGCUGCUGUCUGUAUAACAAAGGUCAAGGCAUGCUGAUUAGUUAACCUCCCACAACUUGGACCUAGGAAGAUUUUCAAGCUUCCUAACACAUGAGUUCUCUUUUCACUGUGCUUCUAACAAACUAAUUUUGCUUUGAUUGUGGUCAGUUUAUAGCAACUUCUGUUGCCUCUGUUUGCAAAAGCUGAAUGCAGUCGUUUUGGGUUUUUUCCAUCUGAAUUCCUUAGCUAUUGUUUUGUCUUGACUGUGGUUCUUGUGAUACAGGAAGCUUCUUUUACAGUGAGAUCAUUUAAUCUGAUGUAGUGAUAACAACAUUGUGCUGAACACAGAAAAUGGAGUUCAUGAUUAGCUCAUAUAUUCUUCUUGACAACUUAUUCUCUCCAUCUCCCUCCUUCCCCUGUGCCAUUAGUUCUGUCCCUUGUAGCAUAUACUCUCACCGUUAUCUGCUGCCUGGAGCAGCACCUUGCUUAAGUUCUGUCCAAGGACACAAGGAUAAAAAUACCUGUGGGAUACAUGUAGCUCCAGAGCAUGAUGAAAAAGGUCAAUUUAGGCACCCUAUGUUAACUUCCAUUAUGUGUUUUAGAUAUGUUACUGCUGGACAAAAUCUGCUUAGGAGAGUGUUGUGAGAACCACAUGAAAACUUUGUAAGAGAAGUAGUUAAAUAAUACCUGCUGCCUUUGCAGUGUUCCUGCAGUCAGUGCUGUGGUCUGGCUCCGGAUACUAGGAGGGAAUAAACUUGGUUUGCACAUGUUUCAGACAUGUGUCUUGUGAAUGACAGUUACAAGUACACAGCUAACUUCCACAUUUUUCUCCUUUUUCAGUAGGGAAAAGCCAGCAGUAAAACACAACUCGAAGAACAAAAGGUUAUGCAGCUGUAUCUAAGCAAGUGAGAGUGGCUGACCUGAGCCUCCCUAUGAGGUGAUGUGGAGCACUUUCCACUGACUGCCAGGGAUGUUAAGUUCAAGUUAGAGCCUUUCGUCUGUAUUAGUAAGAGGGUUUCCUUGCAAGGUGUUCGGUGUUGCUCUGAUGUGCACUAUUGUGUAGGUGACAGCCAGAACGCUGCGUGAAAGGAGAAGCACUUCCCUGCUGCACCUGGGUUUGGGGUCUUUAAUACAAGGGUCUAAUCUAGGAAUAGCUCAGGACUUUUCCUUCAGGAUCAAAAGCUGUUUCCUCAGUCUCGCUGCAUUUAAUCUCUAAAUUCAAACUAGUUGCUUGUUUCCAUUUUCCCUCUUUCUUGUCUCUCAGAUUUAAACUGUGUCUCCUACAUCAUAGUUUAUCACUGUGAUGAAUGUAAAUCACAUAAAACUGCAGCGUUAGGAAAGAUCAGAUCUCAGGUCUAGAUUUCUAUAGAAUCAUAGGAUGGCCUGGGUUGAAAAGGACCACAAUGCUCAUCUCGUUCCAACCCCCUGCUGUGUGCAGGAUCACCAACCAGCAGCCCAGGCUGCCCAGAGCCACAUCCAGCCUGGCCUUGAAUGCCUGCAGGGAUGGGGCAUCCACACCUCCUUGGACAACCUGUUCAGUGCGUCACCACCAUCUGGGGGAAAAACUUCCUCCUAAUAUCCAACUUAAACCUCCCAUAUCUCAGCUUAAAACCAUUUCCCCUUGUCCUAUUGCUAUCCACCCUUGCAAACAGCUGUUCCCCCUCCUGUUUACAUGCUCCCUAUCUCUACUACUGGCCAGUAGCUGUCUAGAAAGGCAGAAUAACUUAGGCUGGAAUGUUUGAGGUUACAAAUGCCAUCCUGCAGCAGAUGAUCUUUUCCCUUGUCAGCCAGGCUAUGGUCAAGCUCCCAUUUCCUCUCUGUGCCACAAUUUUUCCCCUAUAUUUGUAGCUGUUUCUGACUCUUGACUCUGGAGUCCUUUAAUCCAGCUCCUAACUUAAUGCAAUCGCUUGAAGGUCUGCAUCUGGUGAGAAUCUGUACAUUAGGUUGCAGUUAUACAACAGAUGGUUCAAUCAUGUAACUUCUUGUUUCCUUCUGGGUAAAAAUUAUGCCAAAGCUGCUAUUACUGUAGCAUACACUACUGUCAUGAAGUGUAGCUCGCAAUGGAGCCAGCUGUGCUGGGAAAAACAAUCACUACAAUGUCAUCUGGCUGGCUGGAGCUGAUGAGGCUGAAGCAGUGCUUGCAUGUUGGUUUGGACCUGCCCAGAACGUAGCUUUGUGCUGGAACAUCUCUGUGCCCAGCAGCUAGCUGACGGGGUUAGAUCAGCACACACUGCUGGCCGGGUUGUUUGCAGGACUGUGCAGGCGUAGUAAGCAACAGUGGAAUGCACCUAGCUGAGAUGGUGGGCUUUCUCUGUUAGGUGUCUUCCACAGGGCAGUAGUAGAGCAGUGAGCAUUUUACUCUGUACUAAACAAGGCAUUCUGAACAAUACUGGGGUUUUCUUGGAGCACCGUUGUUUAAAUUCCAGCUUUUUAAUCGAGUUUGAUAUUUAUGCUUUUUGAUGCCUUUUUGAUUUACCAACCCUGAAUUAAACCCUUCAGAAGGUCUGGCUGGUCCUCUCCUCGUGUGUCACUUUACGUUUCAGAGGGAAUUAGUGCCAAGUCUACCCCUUUGCUCUCAAGACAGAGGAACUCACUGACAAUUCAUGGGUGGCAGCUAAGGUAGAAACUCUUUAAGUAUUUUUUUUUUCCAGAGAAUAUUAAAUUAGAUCUGUGUAAACAUAAAUUUUAUAUUUAUUAAUGUGUGUGAGUGUGUAAAUAUAGAUAUAUAAAUGGUCCGUGACUAUUUCUUUCUCUUAAAUGGUACUUUACACAGACUUUUAUACCAUAUGUUGAUAAAUUCCUGCACCAGGCACUGAUUUGGAAAGGACGAUGUACCUAUUUGUGUGACAGAUGUGGGCAGCCUGCAGAAGCAGCUUUCCUUCACUGAUUGCUGUCAGCCCUCUUGCAGAGCAGAUGAGGUGGUGCAGUGCUUGCAUCUUCCUUGUGUAGGAGCUCCUGGCUUUGUCAUGCGCUCAGCACCCACAGUCUGUGCUGCUUUUCUGGCAAGAAAAACCCCAAAUGGCACUAAUGUAAGCUGGAAGCCUUCCUUAUCUCAGCUUAUCUCUAGAUGUGGUAUUGGGGAGUUCUUUACGCUUCUGCUGUGUACGUAAUGGGAACUGAUGGAAGGUCUGUGAGGCUGAGGAGCUCCUCUGUCUGUCUGUCAGGCUUGUGAACUAUCACUGGGGCACGCAGCAAGUUUCUUCAUGGUGAGAUUCUUCUCCUUUUACAACACUUCCCUCUCUUUAUGGGGUAUGAGGUCUCUAUUCACAGAGAAUAAAUUUUCCCUAACCUGUCAAAUUUCAGCCCUGGUUUAACUCCAGGAUGCUAAAUUCAGAAACGUGCAUUUUUGACCUACUUGGGGCUGUGAGAACUCUUCUUACAAGCACGUGAUGCUGGGCUUCCUAAUCUGAAGAGCUCUUACUAAAGCAGCAAUUCCUUUGUGAGGACCUGAGCAAAUGCUUUGCCUCGGUUUCUGCUUACUGUCUGGUGGCUGGGCUUUGAUAUUUGAGGCAGAACAGGGGAUGAAGGUGUUACAAGGAGGAACCAGAAUAGGGGCAGUGAAAGGAAACAGCUUUCCUCCUCAGUAGAAAGAAAGUAAGAAGAAAAGGAGGAAAAAAAAGCCCUUAUGACAACCAGCCUUCCCCUGUUAUUAUGUACUAUUUGAUUACUGCUUCAUGUCUGCUGCUGGGUUAUGCAACACACGCAGCAUCUCAUACCGUGGCACUCCUGAUCCAGACCAUUCCGUCUCACUUCUACCCCACUCAAUUUAACUGAAAGCAGUCCGAAACAGAGCCUUCUGUAAAGCUAGGGGUUGAGGAGAAAUGGCUGUUAGCUCAAGUAAGAUGAGAUUUAAUUGGAGCAGAAAAAAAGUGACGUUUCCUUCUGUUUUGCUGCCUUGCUGCUAAAAGUCCAGUGCAGGAGAUGCUGAUGCUCUGCUGUGCUGAGUGCUGCUCCUCAGAUGUGGGCAGACUGCUAAGAAGGCAGGUUGGUUUUGCAGCAGGGGAUUGCUGUAAGCCUAAAUUCACUGUGUUCCUGCCCACAAGACGGUCUUAAAGCAGAGAGAAUCAGAGCGUUGUUCUUUGUAAGGUCUUUUUUAAUGGAAAAGAAAGCAAUGUUAAAAAAGGUGUUCAACUGUAACAUUAUGGAAAACGGAAUGGUUUUAAAGUGCAACGGCUUUACGAGGUGGUACUCUUGGGUUCCAUGUGUGCCAUUUGUACCGUGAUGGGAUGGCCUUGUCCAGACUGCUAUCCAAAGGACUGUUUGAAGCUGUCUUAGGCUAAAUCAAAAGCUGUGUGAGCAACGGGUGGUAAAGCUGGAAGGCCUGGUCAGAUUCUGGAUCUUUCCUUUAAAAGAGGGGAAAAAAACCAAAAGCCUGUUGGAGUCUCCCUCCAUUCUGUGAUUGCAUUCCCACCAAGUCAUGUGGGAAGGCUGCAGUGGGACAAGGACCAGGAUACUGCAGUGCUGUGACAGCAGCAGGACUGGCUUUGUUACGAGGAGCCUCACCCCUCUCACCUGGAUUCAGCACUUAAAUUAAGGGAUCGUGAUGGGGGUGAAAGCCACGCUUGCAUUUCAGUUCCUGGUUUUGCCUGUCCAACCUCCAGCAAGACGUUUGGGGUUUUCUUUUGUUUUGUAAAACCUCACUGAUAUCAGAAGUAUUGCUUUCUGUGACUUGUUUUCACAAUCAGUGCUUUUUAAAAAGCAAGGCGCGUAUCCCAAGGGGAAGAGCUCCAUCUGGGGCAGCGGAUGGGAGGUCCAUCACCUUCACCAGGCUGCACUGCAGCUCUGCAUCCCAGCAGUGCUGACGGCACAACCAGCACCUGAGGAGCAGAGCCUGCAUUUCUGCAUCAAAUGGGAUACAGUGGGUUCUGUUGUUUUUCAAAUAUGGAGCCAUACUUUUUUUUUUUUUUAAGGUGAUUUGAGAUCUGAAUGUGAUUUCUAAUGUACCAAGAACAUUAAUAUUUUAAAGCUAUAACAAAGUUUUAAAUUUCUACUUUUUUUUUUUUUUCAUUUAUUUCAACUGUUCUGUUACCUUAAUUUGAUGUAUGUGGAUGGGGAGCGUUGCUGCUUCUCUUAGCAUUUGUUUCUAUAACCAGAAAUAAAAUUAUAUAUGAAAGAGAA
Gallus gallus (chicken) is the source of this 9699-nucleotide messenger RNA. It is a transcript of the gene FOXK1, whose product is annotated as forkhead box K1. The record is from RefSeq and is a predicted model, not a curated record. Gene Ontology annotation, molecular function: protein binding; DNA-binding transcription factor activity, RNA polymerase II-specific; RNA polymerase II cis-regulatory region sequence-specific DNA binding. Lineage: Eukaryota; Metazoa; Chordata; Aves; Galliformes; Phasianidae. Gene Ontology annotation, biological process: regulation of transcription by RNA polymerase II. Bases 28 to 2001 code for a protein of 657 amino acids. The transcript is spliced from 9 exons.